AUGGCUCGUAAUCGCCGAGCACGUAGGGAAACUCCUCCUAUUGAGGAUGAUGAACAGAUGCCUAGGAGGUUUGCGGAUACUUUUGGGCAGUUCUUUCGACAGAUUGCUGCAGCGCUCCCCGGGUCAUGUACCGACUACUCUGUGGAACGUGCUAGGAAGCAUGGGGCCCAGACUUUUGCUUCUGCCGCCUCACCUGUUGAGGCUCAGCGGUGGCUUGACAGGAUGGAGAGAGUUUUCUCCCAGAUGGACCUUCUAGAGGACAGGAAAGUGAAUUUGGCAGUACAGUUCCUUGAGGAUACCGCCUGGCAUUGGUGGACUGGUGUGGUCAAUGAUCCUGCAAAUGCUGGCCCGAUGACAUGGGAUAUGUUCAAGGCCCAUUUCUAUGGACGGUACUUUAGUGAUGCCCACCUUAAUCGGAUGCAGGACCAGUUUUUGAAUUUGAAGAAGAGAGAUGAUCAGUCAGUGUUAGAGUUUGAGCAGGAGUUUCUCUCAUUGGCUCACCAUAUGCCGGAUUUGGUUCGUACGGAGCAAAGUAAGAUUCGUAGAUUUGUCCAGGGACUUGGAGGAAAGUUUAAGGAUAAGAUGUUAGGCACACCGUACAAGAGUUUUGGUGAGGCAGUAUCUUAUGCCAUGGACAUUGAGUCGGACUCACCUGCUGGAUUUUACCCUAGGGAUCCUGGUGGCCCUAGCCAGGGUCCAUCUAAGAGGGCUACUUCUACAUCCGGUUCUGGUUCUUCAGUUGGUAGUGGGAAGAGCAGUGGUUCCAGCUCGAGGUCCCGUACUAGAUUCAGGGGACGUGUCAGGAGAUUCUCUCGGGGUCAGUUUAGUGGACAACAGUCGGGGCAGCUUGAGAGGUCCAAGAGUUAUCAUGGUGGUUCGAGUGGGGCUUCUUCUAGUCAGUCAGCUCAAUUUGGGCGGUAUCAGACAGUGGGGUGUUUCAUGUGUGGUCAGCAGGACCACUUUAGGAAGGACUGCCCUCUUUUGACUCAGGGAGCCAUAUCUACCCCCACUCAGACUGUUGGCCAGUCCUCUGUUGGCGGUUCUACUAGUAGUGCCCGCACUAGCUCGGUAGGUCGAGCUGGUUCUCAGCAGACCAGGGGUCAGCGGGGUCGUCCUGUGACACAUGCUAGACUGCACGCCAUGACCCAGCAGGAGGGCCGUGACUCACCGAAGGUUAUCGUUGGUACGUUAUUUAUUUUUAAUCAGCCUGCUUUAACCUUAAUUGACCCUGGUGCUAUGCACUCAUUUAUGUCUAGUAAAUUCGCAUGUUUUGCCAAUGUGCCGUCAACACCUCUUAUAGGCGAGUGGUAUGUUUCUUUACCUGCGGGAAAAGCCCUUAAGAUAGAUUGGGUUUUCAAUAAUUGUGGUGUAAUGGUUGAUGGUUUUUGCUUGGAGGCCAACCUAAUUCCUCUAGAUCUUGUUGAGUUUGAUGUAAUUCUGGGGAUGGACUUUUUGGAGACACAUGGUGCAUUGGUUGAUUGUUUCCAUAAAGAAGUAGUGUUUCGAAGUCUAGGAAAACCGGAAAUCACUUUCCGUGGUGAGCGGAACAUUCUCUCCUCUUGCCUGAUUUCGGCCAUUACAGCUGAAAAGCUUUUGAAUAAAGGUUGUCAGGCUUACUUGGCUCACAUUGUGGAUACAAAGAAGGAGGUGUUGAAUAUUGAGGAUAUUCCUGUGGUCAGGAAGUUUCCAGAUGUGUUUCCUGAUGAACUACCUGGUUUGCCUCCAGAAAGAGAAAUAGACUUUACCAUUGAAUUGCUCCCUGGUACUACACCUAUAUAUCAGGCACCUUAUAGAAUGGCCCCAGCCGAGUUAAAAGAGUUGAAGACCCAGUUACAGGAGUUGUUGGAUAAAGGUUUCAUUCGGCCAAGUGUGUCCCCUUGGGGUGCUCCGGUGCUCUUUGUUAAGAAGAAGGAUGGCACCUUGAGAUUGUGUAUUGAUUAUAGAAAAUUGAAUAAGGUCACAGUGAAGAACAAGUAUCCAUUACCACGGAUUAAUGACUUAUUUGACCAAUUGCGGGGUGCCAAAGUCUUUUCUAAGAUUGAUUUGAGGACAGGUUACCACCAGUUACGGAUAAGAGAGUCCGAUGUACCUAAGACUGCAUUCCGUUCACGUUAUGGUCACUAUGAGUUUGUGGUGAUGCCUUUUGGAUUAACCAAUGCUCCUGCAGCCUUUAUGGAUCUUAUGAAUCGAGUAUUCCGCCCAUACUUGGACCGUUUUGUGAUUGUGUUUAUUGAUGACAUUCUGGUUUACUCUAAGAGUGAUGAGCUUCAUAUUAAGCAUUUGAAGCUAGUACUUCGGACUUUGAGGGAAGCUAGACUAUAUGCUAAGUUGAGUAAGUGUGAAUUCUGGCUUAACAGCGUUGGAUUCUUGGGUCAUGUGGUGUCAGUUGAAGGUAUUAGCGUGGAUCCUCAAAAGGUGGAAGCGGUUUUGAAUUGGGGAAGACCCACCACCGUGACGGAAAUUCGUAGUUUCUUGGGUUUGGCCGGUUAUUAUCAGCGGUUUGUGCAAGAUUUCUCUAGACUUGCGGCCCCCCUCACUAAAUUGACCAGGAAGGGUGCUAAAUUUGUUUGGUCAGAGGAGUGUGAACAAAGUUUUCAAGAACUCAAAGGACGUUUAACUCGUGCCCCAAUUCUAGCAUUGCCUGAUGAUAGCGGGGAAUAUGUAAUUUACAGUGAUGCCUCAAGACAAGGCUUAGGUUGUGUAUUGAUGCAGCAUGGAAAUGUGAUUGCCUAUGCAUCUAGGCAGCUGAAACCUCACGAAAUGAACUAUCCGACUCAUGACCUUGAGCUUGUUGCUGUAGUACUUGCACUUAAGUUAUGGAGACACUAUCUUUAUGGGGCACGAUGCCAGAUUUUCACGGAUCAUAAAAGUCUCCAGUAUCUACUUAAUCAACGGGACUUAAAUUUGAGGCAAAGGAGGUGGUUAGAGUUGAUUAAGGACUAUGAUUGCACCAUUGAGUAUCAUCCAGGAAGGGCCAAUGUGGUAGCUGAUGCACUUAGCCGAAAGCCCUUUAGCUCUUUAGCCCAUUUGAAGGCAGUUCGAGUUCCUUUACUUUAUGAAUUGCGAUCUACAGGGGUUAAUUUGACGAUUGAAAAAGAGUCUGGAGCAUUGAUAGUUAGCUUCCAUGUGAGGCCGAAUCUCAUUGAUAAAGUGCGGGAGGCACAAGAUGAAGAUGAAUAUCUAAGACAAUUAAAAGAAGCAAGUCUACAUGAGGCUUUGGGUACCGGAUUGAGUUUUAGCACUGCUUUUCAUCCACAGACUGAUGGGCAAUCAGAGAGAACUAUCCAAACUUUGGAAGACAUGUUGAGAUCCUGUGUUAUGCAAUUCAAAGGAAGUUGGGAUAGCCAUCUGGCAUUGAUUGAGUUCGCUUACAAUAAUAGUUAUCAUUCCAGUAUUGACAUGGCUCCUUACGAAGCUCUCUAUGGAAAACAGUGUCGUACUCCCUUGUGUUGGAAUGAAAUGGGAGAAAGAAAACUCAUAGGCCCAGAGAUUGUACGGAUUACCACUGAAAAAGUUAAGUUGAUCAAGGAGAAACUCAGGGCAGCUCAAAGUAGACAAAAGAGUUAUGUGGAUAGCCGCAGGAAAGACUUGGAGUUUCAAAAGGGUGAUUGGGUAUUCUUGAAAUUGUCCCCUUGGAAGGGCGUUGUAAGAUUUGGAAAGCGGGGGAAGCUCAGUCCUCGAUAUAUUGGACCUUUUCAGAUAAAAGAGCGAGUUGGCCCAGUUGCUUAUAAGUUAAUACUACCUCCGAGGUUAUCAAAGAUUCAUGAUGUCUUCCACGUGUCCCUGCUCCGCAAGUAUAUUGCUGAUCCUUCUCAUGUCUUAGAAGAAACCUGA
This is a messenger RNA of Rosa rugosa (rugosa rose), 3834 nucleotides long. RefSeq lists its product as uncharacterized. The coding region runs from base 1 to 3834 and encodes 1277 amino acids. Lineage: Eukaryota; Viridiplantae; Streptophyta; Magnoliopsida; Rosales; Rosaceae. The record is from RefSeq and is a predicted model, not a curated record. The transcript has 2 exons. Gene Ontology annotation, biological process: DNA integration. Gene Ontology annotation, molecular function: nucleic acid binding; zinc ion binding.